UGUUCUUAGUAAUGCUUCGGCACACUACAAUAGAUUUAUAUUUUGCAUGAACUAGUUCUGUGCCAACGAAAAGUACAGAACAAUUAAAUAUUUAUGUGUUUCGUGCUUCUAAAUGCGCCGUGGAUUUUCCCACUCUGCGUACACCUGAUCUGACAUAAUUUAGGGGAAAUUAACUCUCGUAUGGAUGGCAUGCAAUGCUCCGAUCUACGUGUGUAAUUUUAAAGAUUAGUUUAGAUUUAUUAAUUAACCGCUACAGAGAGAAAACAGCGUUGUCGGCAGUGCAUCAACAAUGAUGCGAACGAGAAACAAAGAGGGUAUCAGCCGUCCCGCCCAAUAUUAGCCAUGGAGUUAUGAAAUCUUAGUGCUGAAGCAGUUUUCGUCAUAGCUUUUCGUGUUUCUUGACAAAAUAAUAUUGAUUAAUAAUGACGGAACAGUCUCUAAAGUGAGUCGUGGGUGACGGGAUACUUAAUACUAUUUGGCUGCUUCUGUCUGCGGCCCAGCGGCUCGGUGUUGCUGAGUUUACUUAAAAUAGAGCGCAACGUUUAACAGCAACUUGCCUUUCCGCCGCUGCGUUUAAGACAAGAGGUCCGUCCUGUUGCUUUGAAACCAAUUUCGUUCCAAUCCGCUUUCUGUUGAAAUCCAUCCCUGGAUUUACAAGAUCUGACCUGACCUGUCAAGCGGAUUAUCAUACAGAGAGAUUAAUAGAGUGGGCGGGUUGCAAUAAUAAUCGUUUUGUUUGAUGUGACAAGUUUGAUAGGCGUUGAUUUACUUACAAACUGAUAGGCUUUUAAUUGAGCGCCUCCAUCCAAGUUAGAUGAAAGGAAGCCGCGGCAUUUUGUGUCUGAAAAGCUGCCCAAUCGCCCGAGAGUCUGAAUACUUAUUAGCCGGAAUUACAGCGACUGAAAUCGGCAAUAACAGCAGCAGAGGAAACAGUAGUAAACCUUUCUACCACUCCGUACCUCCCUCUGACCCUUUAAGACAAGCUAAUCGUCUUCCUAUCAAGGUUUUGAAAAUGCUUACGGCUCGCACCGGACACAUUUUGCAUCCCGAGUACUUACAACCUUUACCAUCUACGCCCGUAAGUCCCAUUGAGCUUGAUGCGAAAAAGAGUCCUCUGGCACUUUUGGCUCAAACAUGCUCUCAGAUUGGAAAGCCGGAUCCUCCGCCAUCCUCCAAGCUCACGUCUGUGACUUCCAAUGGUACGUGCGAUAAAGACUCCGGAAAAUCUGCUCCAUUGAAACUUAGUGACAUUGGCGUGGAAGACAAGUCGAGUUUUAAACCGUACUCGAAACACACGGAGAAGAAGGAUUCCAGUUCCUCGGGCAGUUCCAGCGUUUCUGGGGAGAAAUCUGGUUUCCGUGUGCCGAGCGCCACCUGUCAACCAUUCACUCCAAGGACAGGCAGUCCAAAUUCCAGCACUUCCUCGCCCAUGCCCACCGACAGCAAAGGCAGCGAGAGUCAGGAAAAGAAAGACAUAGACACCGUAAAAAACAGCUCCACAGAAAAUUCCACGACCACCAGUGUCAGCCACAACCGGAUUAGUGUCAGCUGCGCUGGGAUAAACGUGGAAGUGAAUCAGCACCAGGAAACUUCGGUUUCUAAGCCCAUUAUUUCGGAGACUUCAGCUCUGGGCUCGGGACUUGUUGCCCCUGUUUCGCCCUAUAAACCCGGGCAGACUGUCUUUCCAUUGCCCCCGGCCAGUAUGGCUUAUCCUGGGACACUCGGGGCCUACGCCGGCUACCCGCAUCAGUUUGUACCGCACGGCGUCAGCUUGGAUCACGCCAAAUCCAGUCUAGUCGGGGCGGCUCAGCUUGCCAGUUCUUUGGGCUGUGGUCUCUCCAGUAAACCCACUGGUUCCAGCCCACUAGCCGGAGCCUCUCCCCCAUCAAUGAUGACGGCCAGUCUUUGCAGAGAUCCCUACUGUCUAAGUUAUCACUGCGCUGCCCACCUUGCCGGGGCGGCCAGCAACUCUUGCACCCAUGACCCCACCGCUCUGAAGUCUGGAUACCCUCUGGUUUAUCCCUCUCACCCUCUACAUGCCGUUCACACGUCCAUGUCCAGCAACGCUGGGACGCCAACCCUGACGGGACACCAUUUGUACCCUUAUGGUUUCAUGCUACCUAACGACCCCCAGCCUCACAUCUGCAAUUGGGUCUCGGCCAAUGGACCAUGCGACAAGCGAUUUUGCACCUCAGAGGAACUGCUCAACCACUUGCGGACGCACACUGCUUUCUCCGGGACUGACAAACUCAUGGCCGGCUACCCAAGUUCGUCUCUGGGCAGUGCGGCGGCGGCGGCAGCUGCAGCAGCCGUGGCUUGUCACAUGCACCUCCCACCGACAGGGGCGCCCGGGAGCCCUGGAGGUCUCACACUAAGGAGCCCCCACGCUUUAGGACUCAGCAGCAGAUACCACCCGUAUACCAAGAGCCCACUGCCGACCCAUGGAGCCCCAGGGCCGGUUACCACUCUACCCGUGCCGGCGACAGGACACUAUUACUCUCCAUACGCACUCUACGGCCAGAGAUUAACCACAGCUUCAGCACUGGGCUAUCAGUGAACACAGACAUUAAAAGCUGCAAUAUGCAUUGCAAAGAAGGCUUAUGUGGGUCCAAUUUCAAAACAGUCAGGGGAAAAAAAGUUUUCUUUUAAAAGCAAAAUGUUGACCUAGUUUUCUUCUGUUGAAAUAACACAAUCUGAUUUUUUUUUUCCCGUGAAGCCAGUCAUCUCAAAGGUGAACGUAGAGAUUUCAUCCUGUUGAAUUGUUUUGGAAAUUAAGACGUGUAAAUAGUUUUCUUGAAAGUUUUGAAAUACAAUCCAGGUAGUCCCACACAAAGCAGAUUGCAGUUUAAUGGUCAUUUCAUGGUGUUCAUCAAUGGACGGGUUCCGUGAACGCUAUAUUUAUUUAUGUUAGCUUCAAGCGGGGGAAAACAAAACAAAGUGCAUUACUUAACAAAAAAAACUGAUAGGUAAAGUGGAACACAAUGUAGAAAAAAAUAGGGGUUUUCCUAAGUUUCUUUUGAAUUGCUAUGAUUGUAUUGUACGUUCUUAUUUAAUGUCUCUUGGAAAAGAAUUUACAUGCAUGUUUGUUACUAAAUUCCAACUUGUCAUUAUAAUUUCAAAUUACAAUUAUUUUUAAGGUGUACCAUGGAAAGAAAAUUGGUAUUUUUUGUAUGUAUUCUGGAAAUAAGAAGCAGUGCUAUUCAAAAAUAUGACCGUCUUAUUUUGUUAUUAAAUGAAUACUUGAUUACAAAUUGUAACUUCGGUUCGCAUUAUAUAGGUUUCCAAACGAUUUUGGUAUUUAAUUUUUCUUCCAUUUCUACGAUUAUGCAGGAUUUUUUAAGGUUCCAUUUCUGACUAAGGGUAUCUUAUCGCUUGAGGACGCAAAUAUGUCUUUAUAAAAAUUAUUAAAUAUAAUGUAAAUCUUGCCAUUUAUUUUACAUAAUUGUUUGGAAUCAAAACGCAGUUUUUUUUCUUUAAAAAUGGAAGAUAUUUCUGUAAAAUUGCAAACACAUCACAUGCAUCACCACUGAAUGAGAAAAAGGCACUCAAAUCUAUCGCCAGCUAGAUACAACUGAUUGUACUUUUAAACCAUCGAAAUACAAACUGCCCGCUCUUUAAAUUCAGUUUUGUCAAAGGUGCAGUAAACGGUUUACGGUGUCACUGUGCAUAUAUAAUCCAUGACACCAUAUUGCCAUUGAAACAGUGUGCCGGAUUUUUGGAAAAGGCUCACUAUCAGGAAGACAUCACCCUACCUACUUCUGCAAGAACCCUCAGUUAUUGCAGGAGUUGCAAACAUUCUCCCCUUCCCUGCUCGUCACUCGACACCACGGAACGUGAUUCCUGUUUCCAUAAAUCUGGUGCAAGAGAAAAGACGUACAAGGAGAAACAAAUUUAAAAAAAAUUCCGCCCGAAUUUGGAGAAUAAUUAAACCCAAAUCAAUUUCAAAAAGGUAAACAUCAAGCUCUAAAUGACAGAUCUCCUUUCUCUUAACUCCGUUGAUUUUAAUAUUGAGAAAUGCUCUGUUGGACAAGCGCUGUAAAAGCGAAUGGCUUAGCACGCAAAACAAAACCCGCUUUCAUCAGCUGACUAACGCCAACCAAACAUAUUUAUAGUGAUUCCAUUUAAAAAUAGUUCUAAAUGUUAAACAAAUGACAAUCAAGUUUUUUUUAUUACAAGGUGCCUGUUAUGGUUGUUUUUAAAAUGUAUUAAAAAACCAGUCUGGUUCGAAGGAAUAUACUCAGAAGCAUUGGCUUUUUUUUUGGUAUAUAUUCUUACAAAAUUAACAAAGACCCAAGCCCUCUGUAAUAAAUCAUUAAGAAACAAAAAUCAUCCGUUCAAUAAUGUUUCGAGUAUUUUUGAGCCAAGUGUGAGUGCUUCUCAUUUAAAAAUUCCUUCCAAAUAAUCACAUCACAUAUAAAUAACAGCAACUUAUACCUGCGGUUUUGGGUGCGUGUCCAAAUAACCUAUUUAGGAAACUGAAGUGAAUAAAAGGGAUAUUGUCAUGACGAAUA
Molecule: messenger RNA, 4511 nt
Organism: Pristis pectinata (smalltooth sawfish)
Lineage: Eukaryota; Metazoa; Chordata; Chondrichthyes; Rhinopristiformes; Pristidae
Gene: znf503
Product: zinc finger protein 503
Exons: 3
Coding region: 815-2557 (580 amino acids)
Biological process (GO): negative regulation of DNA-templated transcription
Cellular component (GO): nucleus
Source: RefSeq, a predicted model, not a curated record